Messenger RNA from Malaya genurostris, 5061 nucleotides. RefSeq lists its product as uncharacterized. Gene Ontology annotation, biological process: DNA integration. The coding region runs from base 1 to 5061 and encodes 1686 amino acids. Gene Ontology annotation, molecular function: nucleic acid binding. The transcript is spliced from 3 exons. NCBI's taxonomy places the organism in Eukaryota, Metazoa, Arthropoda, Insecta, Diptera, Culicidae. The record is from RefSeq and is a predicted model, not a curated record.
AUGCCCCGACAAAACCAGCGAUCAGCAGUACCGGAUCAUAACUGUAGUGCUUGUGAUUUACCUGACGACAGUAAAAUGGUGAGCUGUGACGAGUGCCAUGCGUGGUUUCACUUUACCUGUGUCGGUGUUACUCAAGAAAUCGAGGAUCACAGUUGGAGCUGCUCGAAGUGCGCAAAUGACUCCAAGAAAGAUGAACACGACACAGGUGACGAUUUGACGGCAAACAAUAGCACUGACCCGCAACCUAUGCCAAACCCAUUGUUAUCAGGUACAUCGAAGGUACAAUUAGCCGAAUUACAAUUACAACUGCUAGAAGAAGAGUACGCGCUUGAGCGAAAGUUCCUACAAAGGAAGUAUGAACUUUUAAUGACGACCAAAACAGGGAAUUUAGGGACAGACAGCACCAUCUUGCCACCGCGGCAUCAGUCAUCUACCCUACCGCCGCGGCUCACAGCGCCUUUUCUCAAUCCCGUGAAUCCGUUACUCGAUACAGCCACAGUGAAUGAUACAGUAUUGCUCAACCAAAGCCAAAUUGCUGCACGUCACGCCGUAUCAAAAGAGUUACCAGUCUAUAACGGCAACCCUGAAGAAUGGCCACUAUUUUUCGCGACCUUCGAAAACACAACAAAGCUUUGUGGAUACACUCCUGAGGAAAACAUGGCGCGAUUGCAACGAUGCCUCAGAGGUAAAGCACUAGACGCUGUCCGCUGUCAGCUUCUGCACCCUUUAAAUUUGGGGCACGUCUUGUCGACACUCAAAAUGUUAUUCGGACGACCAGAAAUUAUUGUCUAUUCACUGGUUCAGAAAAUCAAUCAUAUUCCAUCGCCACGAGCAGAUAAGCUAAACUCGAUCGUCGAUUUUGCGCUAGCUGUGCGAAACAUGGUAGCCACAAUACAGGCAUGCAAUCUAGAAGAACAUCUUUGCAACAUUACCCUGUUGCAGAGCUUAGUAGAUAGAUUGCCUUCAAUGAUAAAGCUCAACUGGGCGACUCAUCGUCAAAACAUGAAACGAGUCACUCUAAUCGAAUUCAGCGACUGGUUAUAUGCGCUAGCAGAAGCAGCAAGUGCGGUGACAGUGCCUCCCUUGAUUAAUACUACCGAAGCUAAUCAUCGACGGGGAAGAAAUGACGACGGAUUCGUACAUGCACAUACGGUAACCGAGACGGGGCCGUCUUCACAAGAAUUCGAUGGCACAAAUUGCAUAAUCUGUCAGGGUAGUUGCCCGACAGUAGGUCACUGUAAGCAGUUCUUAAGACAAGACCACUCUUCUCGUUGGGCUCUUCUAAGGAACCACAAAUUGUGUCGUUGUUGUCUAAAGUUGCAUAAAGGACUGUGCAAAUUCAGUAAACAAUGCGGGAAAGACGGGUGCCCAUACAAGCAUCACCAGCUGCUUCAUAACGAUGCCAAGGACAAGUCGAAUCAACACAACCGCAGUGAUGCCCAACCGACUGAAACACAAUCGAUUAUGCAUAGCUCAACCGAGUUAGGUUCAAACAACUUCAAUUGCAAUACUCAUCGCACGUGCGAAAAGUCAGUGUUGUUUAAAUACAUUCCAGUAAUACUAUACAAUCAAGGGCGAUCCAUUAAUACGUACGCCUUCUUAGAUAGUGGAUCCUCACUUACGUUACUAGAAGAGAGUCUAGCAUCCGAUUUAAAUCUUCAAGGAGAAAGGCACCCUCUAUGCCUUCGGUGGACUGCCGAUACGUGUCGCUAUGAAGAUUCAGCGAUCAAGACCUCCGUUGAUGUAUCCGGAAUACGAAGCGCAGAUAAGAAGUAUCGUCUCUCUGAUGUUUAUACAGUAAAGGAGUUGAAGCUGCCUCUUCAAACCUUACCAGUGGAGAGGCUUGCCAGAAGUCAUGCUCACCUUAAGGGAAUACCGGUCGACUCAUACGUUGACAUACAACCUCGAAUACUAAUAGGUGUAAAUAACACCCAUGUCGUGCAUUCACUAGACAGUCGCGAAGGGAACGAGCACGAACCGAUAGCGACCAAAACUCGGCUUGGAUGGAUUAUCUACGGUACCAGUCUGACGCAUACUGCCCGUAGUAGCGAUCCCAUAGUUAACUUUCAUUUAUGCUCACACUCUUACGGAGGCAAUUCGUCAAAUGAUGACGCUCUCGACGAUGCCGUAAAGAAAUACUUUGCAUUAGAAAGUCUGGGAAUUACAAAGUCGCAAAAGGCAAUGCUUUCGACCGAAGACGAAAGAGCUCUGAAAAUUCUCCGUUCUACAACGAGUCUCUGCCAUGGUCGUUACCAAACGGGCCUCCUGUGGAAAUACGACGAUGUAAGGCUACCGAAUAGCAAACCACUAGCCGAGCGACGACACCGUUGCCUGAUGAAAAAGCUGCAACGCGACCCCGAACUGUUGAAUAUACUGAAGUUGAAAAUGAAUGAUUAUCUGGAAAAGGGAUAUAUUCGCAAGCUCUCAAGCGAAGAAUCCAUGAUGAACAACGAUCGUAUAUGGUACCUACCCAUAUUUCCCGUAUUUAAUCGAAAUAAACCGGGCAAAGUACGCAUAGUAUGGGACGCUGCGGCUUCGACAGGAGGCGUCUCGUUGAACUCAGUCCUUCUAAAAGGCCCAGACCUCUUAACAUCCUUACUAUCAGUACUGCACAAAUUUCGAGAGCGGCGAGUCGCGAUAUCCGGUGAUAUACGCGAAAUGUAUCACCAAGUCGUUAUAAACGAUGGUGAUCAGCACUGUCAACGAUUCAUGUGGUGCGAGGAUGACGAGGCAGGGGAGCCUAGCGAGUACAUCAUGAAAGUAAUGACCUUCGGGGCUACGUGCUCGCCCAGCAGCGCUCAGUUCAUCAUGAACGAGAACGCGACACGAUUCGAGCAACAAUUUCCGUUAGCGGUUGAUGCGAUCAGACGUAGGCAUUAUGUUGACGACAUGCUUACAAGCGUCGACACUGAAAAUGAAGCGAUUCUGCUCGCGUCAAACGUUCGCUUCAUUCAUCAGCAAGGAGGCUUCGAGAUGCGAAACUGGAUGUCAAAUUCAUCAACGGUUCUAAGAGCACUUGGUGCUGCACGAAGAAAUGAUAAGAACAUGGACAUGGAUUCCAGCCAAUGCUUUGAGAAAGUGCUAGGAAUGUGGUGGAACACCGAGAAUGACGUUUUUCGAUAUAAACUGUCAACUGAUCGUAACCGUGAACUGCUCUCUGGAAAGGAAAUACCGACCAAACGCGAAGUUCUCAGAACGUUAAUGUGUACCUACGACCCCCUCGGUCUGAUCGCAAACUACAUGAUGCCUUUGAAGAUACUUCUCCAAGAAAUUUGGAGGGCCGGCACGGGCUGGGACGAGCGAAUUGGUGACAGAGAAUUUGCAAAGUGGAAUUCAUGGUUGAACAUGUUGCCGUACAUUGAAUCAGUGCGAAUUCCUAGGUGCUACUAUGCCCCUAACGCUAACAACAGCCGACAGAUAAUCGAGCUACAUACGUUUGUAGACACCAGCGAGUCCGGAAUGGCAGCAGUGUCGUACUUCCGCUUUGUAACAGAGAAUCAAAUAUACUGCGUACUAGUUGGCUCCAAAACUCGAGUGGCACCGUUAAAAUUUGUCUCAAUUCCUCGUCUUGAACUUCAAGCAGCCGUCAUUGGUGUGAGACUAGCUCAAAGCAUCCUACAGAAUCACACCUACGAAAUUGCCCACGGUUAUUAUUGGACUGACGCACGUGACGUCAUAUGCUGGCUGAAGUCUGAUCACCGGCGCUAUUCACAAUUCGUUGGUUUUCGUGUGGGAGAAAUCUUAGAAUCGUCAAACACGACGGAAUGGAGAUGGCUGCCCGGCAAACUGAACGUUGCAGACGAAGCUACGAAAUGGCAGCAUUUACCAUCGUUCGACGACAGUAAUCGCUGGUUUCGAGCACCACCGUUUCUUUGGAAGCCGCACGCCGACUGGCCCGUAUCGUCGGUUAACGAGUGGACAUCGACAGAGGAGAUUCGAACAAACCUGUUGCAUCAUUAUGAGAGCCCGAUUAGCGAUAUAUUGGAGCCAAAAAAUUAUUCCAGCUGGAAACACUUAAUUCGAUUAACUGCCUUUGUCCGUCGAUUCCCGUUGAACGUCAGGCGGAGAAAGAUAGGAAAGUAUCCGGUAACAGGUCCUCUCACCAGCGAUGAACUAUCGGACGCUGAGAAUCGUAUUGAUGAAAGUAAUUACGCCGGAAAAUAUACGAAGCAUCCUAUUGUUCUACCGCGAGAUCAUCCGGCUACCAACCUAAUCCUGCAAGAAAUACAUAAUCGUUACCACCAUCAAUGUCACAAAACAUUUAUUAAUGAAGUCAGCAGAAAAUUCUACAUCGCGCGAGUUCAUGUUGCAUGCUGGAGAAUCCGACGCGAGUGUCAACGCUGCAAGAUUCGGUCCGCGCGUCCUCAGCCACCAGCAAUGGGAAAUCUACCGAAAGCUCGCUUAGCAGCAUACGUUCGUCCAUUCUCCUACAUAGGCGUAGACUACUUCGGCCCCAUGACAGUGGUUAUCGGUCGCCGGUCGGAAAAGCGCUGGGAUGUCUUAAUCACCUGCCUGACCACCCGUGCCAUCCAUAUUGAGAUAGCCCACUCGCUCUCAGCAGAUUCGUGUAUAAUGGCGAUCAGAAACUGUAUAUCCCGAAGAGGUACUCCAGUCCAAAUAGUAAGCGAUCGGGGCACAAACUUCAUUAAAGCUGAUAAGGAAUUGAAAAAGGGACUAGCUGGCUUGGAUCAAGAAAGAAUGAUUGCAGAGUUGACGACGCCCGAAACCUCGUGGACCUUCAACCCACCCGCGUCACCACACAUGGGCGGCUGCUGGGAGCGGCUUAUCCAAUCGGUGAAAAGGGUGUUAGCAGAAAUUAGACCAACGCGACCUCCCUCGGACGAAGUCCUGAGAAACACAAUGCUGGAAAUAGAAAAUAUCAUCAAUAGUAGACCAUUAACACAGGUCCCGAUCGAUCAUGAGUCAUCUCCGGCUCUAACUCCCAACCAUUUUCUUUGCUUCAGCUUUACGACAGAGCUGGAAGGUGUCGCAAAUAUUGGCAAACGCGUUUUGGAAAAGGUGGGUAGUGGAUUACCUACCAACGAUCACCCGGAGAACUAA